Messenger RNA from Varanus komodoensis (Komodo dragon), 2193 nucleotides. RefSeq names its product zinc finger CCHC-type containing 4 (gene ZCCHC4). The transcript has 14 exons. Gene Ontology annotation, biological process: rRNA methylation. The record is from RefSeq and is a predicted model, not a curated record. Gene Ontology annotation, molecular function: nucleic acid binding; rRNA (adenine-N6-)-methyltransferase activity; zinc ion binding. Gene Ontology annotation, cellular component: cytoplasm; nucleolus. Lineage: Eukaryota; Metazoa; Chordata; Lepidosauria; Squamata; Varanidae. The coding region runs from base 16 to 1737 and encodes 573 amino acids.
UAGAAUUCCCAGUCAAUGGCCCUGCUGGAUGAGAAUCCUGGGAACUGUGGUCCAAAUGCUUCUGAAGGGCAGCAGGUUGAGGAAGCCUGCACUCGUUUAUCUGCUGCCCGCCUACGGUCUGGAGGUUCCAAACUGAGCAGGAAGCAAGGGGCGCGGCUUGUGUUCUUCGUACUGCUUGUCACGUGUUCUAUUCGUCGGGAACUGGAAGUGUUGGUUCCACGGCGCCGGAGUGAAGCCUUAAAAACGAAGAAACCAUCUCUCGUGCCCGCCUUGCGUGCGUUGGGAAGGAUGGACAUGGGACCGCGCACCGGGAUGGCCGUGGUGCUUGAUGGGAACUCCAAAACCCCUGCUCCGCAUUGCCCUCAUGGCCCAACUCUACUGUUUGCAAAAAUUCUUGAAGGGAAAGAAGAAGGGAGAAGAUUUUAUGCUUGUUCUGCUUGCAGAGAAAGAAAAGAUUGUAACUUCUUUCAGUGGGAAAAUGAAAAGGUAUCAGAAGCUAGGCUCGCCACACGGGAAAAGUACAACCAAAGUCAUCAGCCACCUUUCUCUCAUACAGACAAUGUGGAAAGGUACAAGGAGUUUAUCGUCUUGCCACAGUCAGAAAGGAAGUUUUGCAGAGAAUGCCAGCAGCUGCUCCUGCCACAGGAAUGGGGAAGACACUCUGGCCAUCAAGUCCUCAACAGUGUGUCUUUUGCCCAGCUAAAAAAACCAAGCCAACUCCUCAGCCCUCUAGAGAAUAAGAAGACAAAUGCACAAUAUCUGUUUACUGACAGAAGUUGUCAGUUCUUGCUGGACCUUAUUGUUACACAGGGAUUCAAAAGGGUGCUUUGUGUUGGCACUCCAAGGCUUCAUGAAUUGAUCAAAUUGCAAGCAUCUCAUGAAGAGAAGACCUGUGUUAAGAGCCUCCUGUUAGAUAUUGAUUUCAGGUAUUCUCAGUUUUAUACAGAGGAUGACUUCUGCCACUAUAAUAUGUUUAACCAUUAUUUCUUUGCCGGAAAGGGUGCUUAUGAUGUGUGUCAGAAAUUCUUGCAGCAAGACAAAGGCAAAGAUGUCAUCAUGGUGGCUGAUCCACCAUUUGGAGGCUUGGUUGAAGCAUUGGCUUUUAGUUUCAAAAAGCUGAUUGCAAUGUGGAGGCAAACAGGAGAGGCAGAUUUGGCCAGUAAAACAUUACCCAUACUUUGGAUAUUUCCAUACUUCUUUGAGUCCCGCAUUCUUGAAUUUUUUCCUAAUUUCUGCAUGUUGGAUUAUCAGGUGGACUAUGACAAUCAUGCCCUGUAUAAGCAUGGGAAGACAGGUCGCAAACAAUCUCCUGUCCGUAUUUUUACCAAUCUUGCACCACACUUAAUAGUGCUUCCUGCAGAAGAAGGAUACAGGUUCUGUGCUCUCUGCCAGCGAUAUGUCAGCUUAAACAACCAGCAUUGUGAAAUCUGCAAUUCAUGCACAUCCAAAGAUGGGAGACAAUGGAUACAUUGUAAUCUUUGCAAAAAGUGUGUAAAAUCCUCAUGGAUUCAUUGCAGCAUUUGUGAUCACUGUGCUCUUCCAAGUCACUCCUGUAAGAAUGCUGAUGUGGGAUGCUUUAUUUGUGGAGCAAGAGACCAUAAACGCAGUGCUUGUCCUAAUAUGCUUGGGGCUAGGAGAAGUUACCAAAGUACCAAAAAGGCAAAGCAAAAGAAGAAGAAGGUAAAAGCAAAUGCCAUGAAUAAAACAGAUGGGAAGAGGUCAAGAAAUACAAGGUGAAGAAAGAGCAACAAACAGAAAAGGUUGCUCAGUCUCAAAAUGCACACCAUCCAGUGUUCUCCGGAUACUUAUCUAGGUAUUGAUGGGUUUGACCAUAUUGGAGACUUAUCUUUUUGCAACAUUUGGGUUCAACAAAACAAGUCAGCCAAACUCCUGCUGAAUGUAUGAGGAAAGGCAGUCGAUAUUACAAACUGCGAUGCACUGCAGAAGAAUGCAAAACUAAUAUAAUUUAGUUUUAUAAAUGUUAGUGUGUGUGUGUGUGUGUGUGCUUUUUUGUUUUAAUAACUUCAUAGUAUUUCUUGUACUUAGAAGAUUUUGAAAACUGCGCCCAUCUUGUCCUAGAAAAUGCAUUACAAAGCAAUCAGUAAGGGAGGAGGAUGAAUGUAAAGAACUGCACAGAAAGGGCACAACAGUAAAAUAACAGGACAAAUAUGCAUUGUCACAGCUUGAACCAGA